GACAGAAAUAGAACAACGUUACAAGGAGAAUCGUCAUAACUUGUCAAAAUUUUUCAUGGACCUGCCAACCACUGACAUAAUAUAUUAAUAAGGCGUCCUAAAUUUAGACACGCAACUAUUUUAUCCUUGUGGAAAUAUCUGUACAAGUAACGGCUGGCCGUCAUUGGUAAAAUCAGAUUUACUUGAAAGACAGCGGUGAAAACAUACAACAAAUUCUGUUUUGUUAUUUAGACUUGGAUAUAAGUUUUCAUUUGAUAACUGGCAGGAGAAUCAGUGAUGAAAUCCUUGUUAUGUGCGUACAGCCUAUUUUCUCUGCUUUUAACUGGAAGUGCACAGCAGUUUAACAGACCACACCCUCUGUACAGCAGACAACAAGAAGCAAAUAAUAACGCUCUAGCUUUAGCGCUCCUUUUCGGUUUAGAUUUUAAUGAAUAUCUGGCAUUUCAAGCUACCAACAACAGACCGGGAGGCUUCGGCAACUUUGGACUAGGAAAUCUAGGCCUUGGAAAUUUUGGUCUACCGCUUCAUCCAAGAGCACGCCAAAGGGCUACACAAAACCUAAACGCAUUGUCUGCUCUCGGGAUUAUUGACGGACCAGAUUUGCCAGAUGGACCAGCUGGAGGCCGAGGUAAAGGUCGACGGGGAGGUCCAAAACGUGCUGGAGCGAAAGGCGGGGCUGGCGCUGCAGGGGGUGAGGCACCAGAAGGGGCGCCGGCAAAGAAGAAGCCAAGAAGAAGGGGACCACGCCGUAAAGCAGCUUCCAAAGCGGCUAAUGCUAAGAAAUAAUCAUUGGAUGGUUGACGGGUGUGUCUUGAAAGCACGUGUAGCGGUUGACAUUGCAUCAAAUACUAUAGUGACAUAAUAUAAAACAUUUUUGAGUAUACUAAUAUAAUAUGAAAAUAUUUAUUGUAAUAUGUUUAUAAAACAAUCAUUCAUCCGAACUAACAAACGCAUUUUUCAAUAUUCAAUUUAAAAUCUGAGACAAAAAAUAAGAAGACAAUGCCAAUACUUCUGUUUUCAGAAAUCACUACGUCAAUACAGGUAGUGCGUAGAUAUGUUAAAGUAUACAAAUUGUUUACUAUCUUGAUAUACUCACAGCCAGAAAAUAUAUAAAUACCUUUAUCUGACAAUUGUGAAAAGUUCUAAACUAGUAUCAAAACAUGGGUACACUUAAAUAACAGUUUUUGUUCAUAAUUAGGAAAAAAAAACUUUUUGUAUUCUGUAACUACCAUGAAAGCAUACUUAUUUUUUCACGUUUGUAGGAAAUCUUAUCGUCAGUCAGCCACCAAUGUUACCUUGUAAAUAAAUAUAUAAACUAUAUUGUACAAUGUGUGUGUAUGUCUCGAAAUAGACAAAACGUAUGGAACGCUUGUCAACCUAUCCGAUAAAAAAUGUGCUACUAUAUUAACAACUAACUUGUACUUAAUGAAAGUGCGAUUUAUCUAUUUUAUUUUCGAGAUAUUCAUUCUCUUUGUUUCUUUUCUGUUAUCGAAACUGUGUCAGAAAGAUUAAUUUUGUUAAUAGGCUCUUGUUAUAAACUUGUUAUCCAUAGAAAAUAUACCGCGCCUGCUUACCACAAUAGCAAGAGCGCAGAUCUAUGGAUCACGAGAUUGUCAGUUCGAUCCCCGGGCAAGGUGUUCUACAUUACGAUUUGAUAAAAGACAUUUACUCAUCCAACUCUGAUUGAUGUGGAGAUGUUGAAAGAUACUUGCAGAGAACAGGUUAGAACUGAUACAAAAUCCAGGAACACUGGUUAAUUGUCCACCGUUAUAUAACUGAAAUAUUGAAAAAAGGAGCUAAACACAAAAGAAACAAAACAUACUAGAAUCUCAAAAUCUUUCAAGUUUACAUUUAUUUCCUCAGAAAACAAUGACUUACACUUCAAUAUAUUCAAAAUGAAGAUGUCGAUAUUUUUGUUCAUAGACGCAUAAUAACUUUUUAGUUACAGCUGGUUGUUCUUUUGCUUUGUGCAAAGAUAUAUGUGUAUUUGUAUGUUUGAUCAUUUUCUUUACUUUAAAAUUCAAAAAUACUCUUAAUUUUGCAUUAGCACCAAACUUUGUUAAGUCUUCAUUGGCCCCGCUAAUUAAAGUCUUAGCGAGAUGCUAAUUUUGUUCCUUGAUGCCAAUUUUUGCUGCGUUUAGAUUAGAUUUUGCUGCUGUUACUUUGUUUGUCCUUCGCUUAUAUUUAUUUGGAUAAUAAACGCAUUACAAAAUGUU
Molecule: messenger RNA, 2216 nt
Organism: Mercenaria mercenaria
Lineage: Eukaryota; Metazoa; Mollusca; Bivalvia; Venerida; Veneridae
Exons: 4
Coding region: 277-786 (169 amino acids)
Source: RefSeq, a predicted model, not a curated record